AUGAACGGUGAGGAGGACAGGCAGCCCAACAACAGGUUGCAAGAAAGUAUCCCAGAGGGGUACCACCACCAGCCUGUGCGAAGACCCAAUGAACCCCAUUUUGGCGCACCCGAGAGAGGGCCCUCAAACGUCCCCUGCGAAGGUAUAACCGGACCCCUUCCAACAUACUACCAUCAGGAAAAUGAUGGGAUGUACUUGAGGCAAGAAACGUUGCUUGCUAGAUGGGGGGGGCAUUAUCACCGGGAUUCUUUCAACGAUGAACAGUCGUGGGGCAGUCACCGAAUUGGAGAGACCCCAAGUGAGCACCUCGGGGGGGGGCACCACCUACCCAGCAACAGUGCCGUAGCAGAAUUACCCUAUAGAGAUGCUCACAAUGCCGCCAUUUUUAAUAGCUUCGUGAGGGUCCCCCUUAACGUAGACCACGUUGCAAUGAGCAGAGCGCUUCCCCGUGGUGCCAGCAUGCAAAUGAACAGUUGGAGCUAUCACCCUAGUCAGAGCAACCAGCAUAUGGUUCGGGCGGACCAUCACCCGUAUGCAGGCAUCGCUGCGUCUGUGGCUUCUUCCUCCGCGGCUAACUCGUCCGGGGGGUUUCCCACCGGGUACGACCCGCGAGCGGUGGGUGGUGUACACCCCUCUGUGGGAUUCCAACAAGGGUAUGCCGCCCAGCAGGGGUACACCACCCAGCAGGGGUACCCCCCCCGUGUUGAUAACCCAACCGGCGCCCGAGAGAGCUACUGCGCCCUGCCAGGGAACCACCCCUAUGGGGCGGAACAGUUUUCAAGCUAUAGUGACCGUCGCAGAGGGAGCUUUGGCCAGUACGGGAGUACCAGUGGGGGGGAGCACCCCCUGCGGGAGGCAGUCAACAGGCAGAGGUACCAACCCGGUGGAGGUGGUGUGCUGGCCCGAAGUGCGGAAUUGCGUUAUGGGGCCUGCGCCGAUGAGGGGGAUUAUCCCCCCUAUGGAGUGAGCAUGUACCAGGGGGGCGAGCGCGGUAACCGAGGCCGCCGUUCCCAUGGCGGUCACUCCGCCGCCAACCGCUUCCAGAAGGCCCGCCCGGCAGCAGCCAGUGAAGGGAAAAGCCGCCCAGGGAGAGGCGGUCCGGGGAAAGGCGGUCCGGGGAAAGGCGACCCAGAGAAAGGCGGCCCGGGGAAAACCCCGCCUGACGUGGCCGGCCAAGAUGCCCCCCCCACGGGGGAGAACAAAAUCCUGCUGACGGAGGACAGCCAGAAGAGCGCCCAGAGGAACAUACAGAAGCUGUCGAUCUACAACGCGAGGAGCGAAAUUUUAAGAAUGAUAGAACAAAACGACAUCACCUUCAUCCAGGGAGAAACCGGCUCGGGCAAGUCCACGUGCGUGCCAAAAUUCCUGCUGGAGCACAGCCUCAAAGAGGGGAGAGAAAAAAUAAACAUCAUCGUAACGGAGCCGAGAAGAAUCGCCUGCAUCUCCCUGUCCAGGAUCCUCUCCGAGCUGAUGAACGACAAGCUAGGCAACACAGUAGGGUAUAGAAUAGCAGGGGAGGCCGUGUACGACAGCGAAAAAACGCUAGUAACGUACAUCACCAUUGGAUUCCUUUUCAAGUUAUUCCUUCACCAUCGAAAUAUGUAUAGGAAGUUUACGCACGUCAUCAUCGAUGAGAUUCACGACCGGAGUAUCCUCCUUGACAUUGUGCUGCUCUUCAUUAAGGUGUACCUGCACACGAGGAGGAAGGACGAGGAGAUGUUCAAACUGGUGAUCAUGUCGGCCACGAUGCAGAGCAACCUCUUCCACGCGUACUUCGAGCACGAGAGCAUCUCCAUGGGCUCCAUCUUCAUCGGCACCAAGAUCUACAGCAUCGACACUUUCUACAUCGAGGACAUCAUACGCUACGCGCGCGGGGGGGUCCGCGGGGGAGAAGACCGUGCAGAAGACCGUGGCGAACUUGGAGAGGGCCGUGCCGAGCCUAGGGGAGACUGUGCCAAACCUGGGGGAGACCCCCCACGGCGCGAACGAGUGAUCGAAUUCAUCCUGCGGCAGAAGAACCGCAAGAAGCUGCACCUCUCGGGGGGCGCAGAGGCCCUGCUGCAGAGAAUAAAGAACGAGUACGACAAGAGCAUCAACCUGUUUAACUCAAAAAAUGCGAAGAGCGAUUGCAAAAGAGACAUCGACGUGGAGCAAAUAAUCCCAGCCAACGUUUUCUCUAACAUAUCGGAGCUCUGCCUAGAGCUGGUGCAAAACUUGUGUCUGCUCGGAGACAGCGUUCUUAUUUUCCUCUCGGGAAUGCAAGACAUCACAGACAUGUACCACCAGCUCUGCCUCAUCAUUAAUAACAAUUCGAAGAAGCAACACGUCCGCUUCCACAUACACAUCCUCCAUAGCUGCCUGUACGAUAAUACAAUCCACAAGCUACACGAAAGUGACCGAGACAGCAUCAACAUCUUCCUCUCGUCAAACAUCGCGGAGAGCUCCAUCACCAUCCCAAACGUCCGGCUAGUCAUCGAUUUCUGCAUACAGAAAAAUAUAGAGUACAAUUCUGAGAGGAGGGCCCACAUUCUGGUGAAGAAAUGGAUCAAUAAAUCGUCCAUGGAGCAGAGGAAGGGGAGGUGCGGCAGGACUUGCCAUGGGAUUUGCAUCCGCAUGAUUAGCAAGAAGUUUUUGAACCUCCUGAGGGACCACAAGGUCAGCGAGAUUUACACCCACAGCCUGCACCUCCUGUAUCUCUACAUUUUGAAGAGCAUGUCGGUGCUCAGUCAGCUGAUAAGGGGCCCCCCCAGGGGAGCGGCCGGGUCUGUCGGGAGAGCGGCCGGGUCUGUCGGGAGAGCGGCCGGGUCUACCGGAAGAGCGGCCGGGUCUACCGGGAGCGCCUCCCCACCUGCCGGGAGCGCCGCCCCGCCUGCCGGUGCCCCCCCCCAGAAGCUCAGCAUGUACGACGUGCUUAGCAUGAUCAUCGAGCAGCCGUCCAGGGAAAAAAUCCGCAGCACGCGCCACGAGCUGGAAAAAAUGAAGGCCAUCAUUAAAGUUAAGGACAAGCUAGUCAUCUCCAUCAUCGGGCAGAUAAUGAUUCGCUUCAACAUGAGCAUAAACCUGUGUAGGCUGCUUCUCUUCGGGGUGGUGAUGAACGUAACCUUCGACGCGAUCAUCAUCACCGCCAUCAUCAAUACGAACGAUAUAUUCCCCUCCUUUAAUUUGUUCACAUCGAAAAGUGUUUACUCCUAUGGGGUCUCUCUGGAAGUGUCCCUCAAGCAGAAGCAGUACUUUGAUGGCAGGAGCUACUCCGAACCCAUCAUGCUCAGGAACGUCUUCAUCGAGUGGCUGUGCGUUUUUUCCCUCUACGUCCAGGACCUUAAAAAUCAAAAUACGUUUGACAAAUCGCAUGUGAAAACCUACCACAUUACCACGUGCACGUUGAUGAGCAAGAGGAACCACAUCAACGCGAAGAAGCUCCUCUGCGUGGUGAGCAGUGUAAACAGCCUCUGCAAGAGAUUAUUAAAAAUUCUUAGCAGAAGCAGCAAUGCGUAUAGAUCCGCCGUCUACCUCUUAAAUUUGCUUAAGGGGGAAGUCCCUCCCACGCGGUUGGACAGCGGGUUGCAACAUGACGGAGGAGGGGUAGAUACCCCUGGGGAUGAUCCCACGGAUGAAACCCUAAACGCGAAGAACGUCUUCCGAAUCGUCACCAAAUACUCCUGUUUUGACCCUUCCAACGAAAAUUUGUAUUUGAAGUUUCUCUUUACCCUCGCCUUUACCCCCCUGUUCAUACAUGGCUCUCCACAUUUGCCCCUCCAAAAUGAAAAUGAAAGAAAUGAGAAGAAGGCCAAGGGGAAGAAGCUGCUCGCCCUGCUAAACUACAUGACGCAGCAAAAGUUGAAUGUAAAGAACUGCAUCUAUUUUAGGGGGCCCUACUACCACGAUUUGAACAUCCUGAGGAAGGCCCUCUUCAUCAUGUGCCCCUAUUUGUCCCUCGAGUUGCUGCAGACGAAGAACUUUUACGUAAUACAUUUUUUUGACCGGGGGGGCGUCAACGGGUUCUUGAAUGAGUCUCUCCCCUCCCACGGGGGGGACGCGCACCGCGGCCAGGGGAGCGGAAGUGGGAGAGGAAGCGGCGUGGGAAGUGGCCUGGGAAGUGGAAGCGGCGUGGGCACCCCCUCCUGCUGCUACGGCGUGCUCGUGGGGCCCGAACUCAGAAAGGUCCUGCCAAGCCCGGCGAGCGCCAAGCAGUACGAAGGAGCGGUGGAGAAGAUAAGAAGGGAGCUCCUGCACAUGUACGGAAGAGACACGGAAAAGAACAUUUUCCAAAAUUUCCACGAUAACAUUGUGAGCGUCAUUCAGCCGGUCCAAGCCAUAGUCCCCGUGCAUCUAAACCAGAUGGACGAAAUUAACAACGCGGCUCUGUGUACCCACAUCAUUAACAUGUUUUCGAGUGGUCGCACCUGCUUUAGCAUUCCCCUGUGGAGGGGCGGCUCGUAUGGCGGCUCGUAUGGUGGCUCGCAUCAUCGAUCCGGUGCCUCUCAACAUCGAUCCGGUGCCUCUCGGGUGAGCAACUACUUUAACCACCACUACGAGAUGAACAAGCCCAAGCACCUCUUCCUCGUGAAGUGGACCCUCCUGAACACGGAUAAUUACAAGAUCAGCAAGAAGGAGAAGGCGGAAAGGGAGCUGCGGCGCCAGGCGCAGAAAGGGGGGCUCGCGGCAGGGCAAGCGAAGCGGCAACCGAAGGGACUCGCGGCAGGCCAAACGAAGGGGCAAACCGAAGGUGAUCGCCAGGGGGGCCAGUGCGAGGAGGAGGGGGGUGAGAAGAUCGAUGCGAAAACCGCUGCGAAAACCGCUGCGAAAACCGCUGCGAACGCCGCUCCGGAUGAAGCCCCCCCCAAGGGCGCCGACCAGGAGGGCGCCAACUCGGAGGAGCAGGGGGGAGAAGCCGCCGCACGCAACGGCAGCUCCGAUGGAUCUGACCGCCCCAACCACUGCAACCACUCCGACCUGUCCGACUGCUCAAACCUGAGCAGCAAAGGGAAGCAGAAAAAAAUGAAGUGCAAUUUGAGCUUCAGGUCCGUCCUGGGCUUCCUCUCCCUCUGCCCAUUUGAGUACGAUGCACAGAAGCGGACUUACAGAAGACAGACGCAAGACAUCUUUGCCGUCUGCUCAAGCAUCGAUUACAGCUGCACCAAUGAUACCUACACGUGGGUCAAUUACGCCACCGUUAUUCCAAACAGAUUGUUUCUGAGCUUUUUCCUUUCCGCUCUACCCUACCACGAUAAUGUAAUCCUUAACACCAGAACGAAUUUGAGAGGGCUGGAAAUCUUGUCUGUAAAGAUCUUCGAUUCCAAAGAGAUUGUCAUUCGGGACGUGCGGAAGAGGAAGUCCAAGGGGGGGGGCGCGGCCACGGCUGAGGGGGGAAACAGAGGAGGUACUACCGAAGCGACGGGCAGAAGUGCCACCGAAGCGAACAGCGGAGGGACCCCCACAAGCCCACUGACCAUUAACAAAUACGAUUUGCUGCGCAUCAAUUAUUUGCGCUACUGCAUGUCCUCCUUUUUGUUUUUCCUCACCUGGGUGUAUAACAACCGGGAUGAGGAGGAGCACCCUGUGGGGGAGAACCGCGUGGAGGAACACCACUUGGAGGGGCACCACCUGGAGGAGCACCACCUGGAGGAACACCACUUGGAGGGGCACCACCUGGAGGAGCACCACCUGGAGGAACACCACUUGGAGGGGCACCACCUGGAGGAGCACCACCUGGAGGAGCACCGCUUGAAGGACGCGGCGGACGAGCCGGACGAGUACUUCAGCGAAGACGACGCGGUGAGCGACGUGGAGGAAAACCGAGUCCUCAGGGAAAGCCCCUACAUCAGCAGGGUCAUACGAAACCUAAUUAAGGAAAACAACCGAGAGGAAAUUAACUACGAAAUGUAUGCUGUGGGGAGUGAUGCAGAUGGUGAAAGCGGUGACGGAGGGGAGGUGCCCACCGGACGGGGAAGAAGACGAACUCAGUUCAACCCCAACUUCCUGCAUGCAAGUGACAAUUUGGUAGCCUUGGACGAAGCGUGGAAUGGAGGCAAAGGGGCACAUCUCCUGAAGACGUAUGGCCCCCUGCACAGCUACCUAAGCUCCCCAAAUGACCCAUCAUUAGUUAGCAGUUCGCCUCGGGAGAAAUGCCAGACGUGCUUAUCCUCUGUAAAGAAGAGCCACUUGAAUAAUAACUUCUCAUUACAAAUUUUGCUGUCCCUAAAUGCAUAUGCGAAGGGGUGCACGUCGGAGGAGUUCCUCUUUUUCAAUCCGAUCAACUUGGGGCCAAUGGAAGACCUGAGUUACCGCCUGCGCUGCAUGUACUACGAGGAGAGCGCUCCGGAGGGGCCGCCCUGA
Molecule: messenger RNA, 6336 nt
Organism: Plasmodium vivax (malaria parasite P. vivax)
Lineage: Eukaryota; Apicomplexa; Aconoidasida; Haemosporida; Plasmodiidae
Exons: 1
Coding region: 1-6336 (2111 amino acids)
Cellular component (GO): nucleus; intracellular anatomical structure
Molecular function (GO): RNA binding; ATP binding
Source: RefSeq, a predicted model, not a curated record